CUCCGCUGCUGCUAGCAAAGUUCUUGGACAACAAACAUAUUGCGUGGUUUAUCUUAUUUUUCAAGUAGGCCAAAAUAGUUACAAUCUAAUUCAGUAUAAGAUCUACCUAAUUCGAUUCAGAUAUGAAUAUAUGCCACAUUAGUCAAUUAGGAUUUUUUUUAGAGAUUACACAGUACAACUAAGAUAUAGAUGAACUAAACAAGAAUCCAAAUGAAGUUAUGCAGAUCUCUUGUGUAUUUGGAAAAAAUACUAAAAAAAAAAGAAUAUGUCGAUCUCCUCUGUAUUAGAGAAGAAGGAAAAAAACCCGGAUGAUCAUUUUUGUCCUCCUCCACGUGGAUAUCAAUUGGGUUGUAUAGAACAAAUUGGGUUGUCAAUUAAAUUAGUCAAUGAUGAACAAUUUGCCCACAAAAUUUGAAAUCAUUUAAUUUGCAUCGCACCUUUUCGAAUCACACGAUGAAUUACGUUUCCAUGCAAUCAUCAUCAUCAUCAUCAACCAAGAAACCGUAUGUAUAGUAGUGUCUAUGGCAUGCUACCAUCAUCAAUGCGUGCACUCCAUUACAAACGUAAUGUCCACGACUUUAAUCUCUCUCGUCUUUAGGCUGUCGGCGUCUCAAAUCACCUGCGCUGCGAGCCCCAUGAUUAAUCAACGCCUAACCACCCUUCCAAAUAAAUCAGGAACCAAUUAACCAUCGACACGACAGGCCCCUAGCUCCUCCUCGUGCCGCCACCGCGAAAAGGCGCGAACCCGCCACGCCACCACCCGCGCCCCCGGCGGCAUCGCAUCGCCAUCGCAUCGCGUAUCGCCGCUAGCCGACGCGAUCCUUCGCCCCGGCUCCACGGCUGGAACAACCGAACCCGAUCCCGGCCGGCCGCGCCUCUAUACGCCGCGCCGGCCGCCCGGGCCGCUGAUGGGGGACGCGGACGCCGGGGAGCGCGACCGGAGGCCCGCAACGGCGUCGGCGGCGGCCAUGGAGGACAAGGGGAAGGCCAAGAGGGACGGCGUCGUCAAGGAGGUCAUACGGCUCGAGCGCGAGUCCGUCAUCCCCAUCCUCAAGCCCAAGCUCGUCAUGAAGCUCGCCUACCUCAUCGAACGUGACAACGACCGUUCCGAGUUCAUGAAGCUAUGUAAGAGGGUAGAGUACACAAUCCGUGCUUGGUAUCUUCUGCAGUUUGAUGAUCUAAUGCAACUGUAUGCAUUAUUUGAUCCUGUCAAUGGUGAGAAGAGUUUGGAGCAGCAGGGCAUGACAUCCAGUGAGCUUGAUACUCUAGAACUAAAUUUCUUAACCUAUAUUUUUCAGAUAAUGGAAAAGAGCAACUUCAAGUUGUUAUCCGACGAAGAGUAUGAGGUAGCGCAGUCUGGCCAGUAUCUUUUGAACCUCCCUAUACAAGUUGAUGAACACAAGGUAGACAGCAAGUUGUUGACAAGAUACUUUAAGGAACACCCACAUGAUAAUCUACCAGCAUUCGCUAAUAAGUAUAUUGUCUUCCGUCGGGGCAUUGGAAUUGAUCGAACAACUGACUACUUCUUCAUGGAGAAAGUGGAUGUCAUCAUAUCCCGAGCAUGGAGGUCAUUGCUCAGUGUAACAAGGAUAGAUAGAUUAUUCUCCAAGAAACAAUUACCUUCAAAAAAGGACAAAAAGAAGACCGACGAAAUUAAUGAAGAUGAAGAAGAACCAGACCUCUAUGUUGAGCGCGUUCGUCUAGAGAAAAUGGAGCUAAGCAUAAGGAAUCUGUUACGAAAAAUGACAAUUCAAGAGCCUACAUUUGAAAGGAUGAUCGUGGUGUAUAGAAAGGCUAGCACAGAAAGUAAGCCAGAUCGUGGGAUAUAUGUAAAGCACUUCAAGCACAUUCCAAUGGCUGAUAUGGAGCUAGUCCUGCCAGAGAAGAAAAACCCUAGUUUAACACCAAUGGAUUGGGUUACAUUCCUAAUUUCUGCCGUGAUUGGCUUGGUCACUCUAAUAGGUUCUCUUGAAAUGCCAAAGGCUGACAUAUGGGUUGUCACAGCUAUCUUAUCUGGUCUGAUUGGAUACUGUGCGAAGAUCUACUUCACUUUCCAAGCAAAUAUGGUCACAUACCAAAAUUUGAUUACAAAGUCAAUGUAUGAUAAACAACUUGAUAGUGGAAAAGGAACACUUCUUCACUUGUGUGAUGAUGUGAUCCAGCAAGAAGUUAAGGAGGUUAUCGUUUCCUACUAUAUUUUGAUGGAGCAAGGAAAGGCCACUAUACAGGAUCUUGAUGUACGCUGUGAACAUCUCAUCAAGGAAGAGUUCGGCGUGGAGUGCAACUUUGAUGUUGUGGAUGCUGUAAAGAAGCUAGAAAAGCUGGGUAUUGUUUCUCGGGACUCAAUUGGGAGGAUCCUAUGUGUUCCGUUGAAGCGAGCAAACGAGAUCAUAGGGACAACAACCGAAGAAAUGGUGCUCCGAGCCCAGCAAGCCCCUGCUGCUUCAGAAGCUUCACGGUGCUAGUGAUAAAUUCAUUCAAUCUUAGCAAGAUUUCGCUGCAACUCAGGGCCCGCCAUGUGUGUCCAAUCUUCUGCGCAGUUUUUGUGUUAUUCUUUCAUUUGUUCAUUCGUUUGUAAAUAAGAAUGAUAUCAUCAACUUUUACAGUGUAUGAGAAGUGAAGUGAACUGUAUAGCGCUGAA
Messenger RNA from Panicum virgatum (switchgrass), 2641 nucleotides. RefSeq lists its product as uncharacterized. The record is from RefSeq and is a predicted model, not a curated record. Bases 909 to 2465 code for a protein of 518 amino acids. The transcript has 15 exons. Lineage: Eukaryota; Viridiplantae; Streptophyta; Magnoliopsida; Poales; Poaceae.